Manis javanica (Malayan pangolin) is the source of this 1056-nucleotide messenger RNA. The record is from RefSeq and is a predicted model, not a curated record. NCBI's taxonomy places the organism in Eukaryota, Metazoa, Chordata, Mammalia, Pholidota, Manidae.
AUGGGCGGCAGGGGAAGGAAAUGGGCGGGCCAAGGCGGGACGCUCGGGAAGUCCCGGGAACCGGUCGAUUCUGGUCGCGCUACUUGGAAGGGAGCCGCAUUCAGAUAUGAGGCUCUGGGAAGCAGCUUCGUCCAUCUUACGCAUCAGUCCCUCCUUUCCUUGCUGCCUCCUGCAAAGAUUCACUUGUCGGAACCCGCUCACCCCAGCCUGGGCGGGUUCUUUCGUCACCCGUCUUUGGGCAGACCUGCCAGACUCGGUUUAGCGGCCGGGGUCAGGCCUGGCGGAGAGAACCCAGGCGCCCCCUGGCGGGCGUGGAGAAGGGGCGGAGCUGCAGGCCGCGCGCAGCGCGCUGUCCCAGGUCGGAAACCAGCGCCCCAAAGGAGGAGCGCGGCGCAGAGAUGCUGCCGACCGGAGCACCAACCGGGGAUUUACCCCGGGCUGGAGAAGUCUACACUGGGAGAGGCUGUGAUAAACCGAGUGUCUGACAAGCUGUCCCCCCUACACCAGUGCAUCUACUGUGCUCUCUCUGGUUCGGCUGCUGAUGCCCAGGCGGUGGCCGACAUGGCCACUUACCAGCUGGAGCUCCAUGGCUUGAAACUGGAAGAACCUCCUCUUGUUCUGGCUGCUGCAAACGUGCUGAAGAAAAUCGUUUAUAAAUACCGGGAGGACCUAUCUGCACAUCUUAUGGUACCUGGCUGGGAACAUGAAGGGGGCCAGGUAUAUGGCACCCUGGGAGGAAUGCUGAUCCGACAGCCCUUUGCCAUUGGUGGUUUUGGCAGCACCUACAUCUACGGUUAUGUGGAUGCAGCAUAUAAACCAGGCAUGUCCCUGGAGGAGUGCAGGCGCUUCAUCACGGAAGCUAUUGCUCUGGCCAUGAGCAGGGAUGGCUCUAGUGGGGGUGUCAUCUACCUGGUCACUAUUACAGCUGCUGGUGUGGACCAUCGAGUAAUCCUGGGCAAUGAGCUGCUGAAAUUCCAUGAUGAGUAACACUUCUCACACUUCGUUUCUUUACUUUGUAAUAAACUUUCUUGGACUAGAACCCUGGUAUCGUCAAUG